This is a messenger RNA of Bactrocera latifrons, 568 nucleotides long. RefSeq lists its product as uncharacterized. The record is from RefSeq and is a predicted model, not a curated record. NCBI's taxonomy places the organism in Eukaryota, Metazoa, Arthropoda, Insecta, Diptera, Tephritidae. The transcript has a single exon. The annotation marks the transcript as partial.
UUCAUCAACUUUGCUCAAAAAUUACAAAUUAUAAUAAAUCUUUUACUUUAUUCUAUCGUUUCAGUUCCCGGACAUCCACAGGUAAUCCGUGGCUGCUUCUAUGGUGAUGUUUCGAAUACGCAAUCCGGCUGCCAAGCCGAUCCCUCCUUACCAUUCGUGAAGCAGUUGUCGUGCGAUGUCUGCACUGGCAAUCUCUGCAAUGGCUCCAGCGCCACAGCCCCCAUAGCCGCCGCCAUUGUACUUUUCUUCGCAUUGGCACGUAUGCUGUCCUAAGUUGCUGGGUCGCCACAGUAAUCUGCGCUGUUUCACAAAAUACCAUACAAAAUUGAGUAUAGGACCUUAAUUUCUCCAACAAACAGCGUUCUAAAUCUCAAUACUGUAUUCUUAGUGUAGUGUACUCGUAGCUUUGUGCAUUUUAUUUGAUCUUUUUACAAUCAUAUGGCGAUGGAUUGCGCCCGGAAUAUGCGUUUAUAUGAAAAAACACUGGACAAGUGUGUAUAUUUAAGUGCUCUUGUAUGUUUUUAAUUUUAUUAAAUAAAAUAUGUGUAAAUUGUAAUUUUUUCUAUCA